Molecule: messenger RNA, 6758 nt
Organism: Ceratina calcarata
Lineage: Eukaryota; Metazoa; Arthropoda; Insecta; Hymenoptera; Apidae
Product: retinal guanylyl cyclase 2
Exons: 21
Coding region: 395-4561 (1388 amino acids)
Biological process (GO): protein phosphorylation; cGMP biosynthetic process; receptor guanylyl cyclase signaling pathway
Cellular component (GO): plasma membrane
Molecular function (GO): peptide receptor activity; guanylate cyclase activity; protein kinase activity
Source: RefSeq, a predicted model, not a curated record
GUUCGAUAGCGGACGCCGAGGCGUUCGGGCCGUCCAAAACGUUCAUCACAGUCACUGUUCGAUCAUCUUAGCUUUUUCACACGCAUUUUAUUCAUCCCGUUACAAAAGACACUCGCUUCCGUAACGCUACGAAGUAUCUUCGUUUGUUCGGUUAGUCGCGAUAUGCGUAUUUUUAAAAUAUUUUCUAAAGCGCGCAUCCCCUUCUGGUACAUACGCAAGCAAAAAAAUAGACAAAUUUGCUACUGCUCUUCUUUGUUGCGGAAAGAGAAAAGCGGAGAUGGUAAAGGAAGACAAAUACGGAGACAAAUAGAUACGGGUCAAUAGGCUAACGAUUUUAAAGGAGGAAAGCGGACGAGCGCGAUACGAAGGGAACGGUAAACAGGGUUGCAGGCCCAUGGCCGGGAAUUCUUUCUACCGGCUUUGGUCAUGGAUCUCGAUCAUGAUCCUGUCCGGGUGCUUACUUUCUUCGUGUAACGAGCAAGGCCCAUGCGUUUCUCACUUGUCGGACGUGGACAAUUAUAAUCAAACCGAAGCGGAUGUGAUGAUUUUUUUAAGAGAAUACUGCGACGACGAAACGAAUACCACGGACAUUCAAGAUUACUUCGACCGAUUCAAUUUCGGAGUGCAGAUCACAGUUAUACCGCUGUCACUAUCGUGCGAAACGGAAACUUGGGGCCUCGAUACCCUGUUACGCGUACUGGGGCAAAAAAAAACGAAAGCUCUCAUAGCUGCUCUCGAUUCACCGAUGUGCGAGGUCACGAUGAAGCUCGCGCAUCUCUGGAACAUGCCGCUGUUCACAUGGACUUGUCCUCUGAAAGAUUUAGAGGAAAUACAACUUUCGUCGAUCGUCAGGCUGACCCCGUCCCUGCCAGCGAUCGCGAAGGCCUUCGCGGAAAUGCUGAUGCACCUGCAGUGGAAAACCGUAGCGGUGAUCGGAACAGACCGCGAGCCAUGGGUGAGCCUCGAAAGAGCGUUGUUAAAUUCUUUACAAAGCGUCGGGGCCGUGGUACGACGCCGCGCGAUACUACCGUACCGAGCCACCUUCGAACAAAUUCGAACGAUCCUACGCAGCAUGUACAACGUUUCACGGAGAGUUACGGUACUCUGUCUACCGACGUCCAAUGAUGACGGCUUAAUGACCCGUGUCCUCUCCGAAUUGGAUGCCGUACAGCAAUCCCCUAAUUCUGCGUGGAACUCAAUGACCGUGAUCGUUCAUACGGUGGACGACGAUCUGUUUCUGCCGAACGGGAACGUCACGACCCCUCGGGUGGAUUCAGCGACCACCGUUUCAUUUACGACUAUAUCGUCGUCGAAUUUCACGAAUGCAUCCAAUGAAAUAUCGUUCGACGACUACAUAAACGUUAGGGGGAAUGAUGAAGAAGAAGAAGAAGAAGAAGAAGAUGAACAGAAAUUGGGGCAGUUACAAGAUAAAUCAAAGAUGAAUAAUCGCUAUUUGCCGCCGAACAAUUUGAGCUCGGCGUUCUUGGAAAGAUUACUGACGAUAACACCUCUCGAUUACAAAUAUGAUGUAGAGAAAGUAUUCGAAGGUAUAGAGCGGUACAUAGUACCAACGCUGAUGGACCGUUUGAACGAAACUCUUAAUAUCUUAAUGAACGACAAUUCCAGCAUAAAUGCGGUCAAUAACAAAAUUUAUACAUACGUUUUACUGGACUGGCGUGUUAAUGUUUGGAAACCUAUUAUGAUCACUAUGGAGGAGCAUAGAAAAUUGUUGGUUCGAAAGUUAACUCCGAAUGCUAUUGCGUUCCACGACGCAAACGAGACGGACCUUCCGAAAUGCAACAAAGACGUGAACGGAAAUGACAUUAUUGAUUGCAUAGAAAGUACUGUCGAUGAAUCACCUUCUGGUAUUGCCCACAUCGUAGCUGUUAUUCUGGGCUCGUUCUUGCUGACUGUGAUGACAAUAUUAAUGGCAAUCUUGAUCAGGAAAAGGCUGCUUAAAAAGAGAAUGUCAAAAGGUCCGUACAAAAUCAUUUUAACUACGUCGGACUUCGUGUUUCCUCAAGUGCCUCAAGCGAAUUCUAGGAGGGUAGACGAGGGUAUCGAGACUAUGUUAUGCUGUUGGUUGCAACAGUUGCAAGAGUUCGGUGGACCCGAGGUUGAAAAGCCGGACUUGCUUCAAUUGGGAAGUGUGUCGUCUCUGAAACCGUGCUUACGUGCGAGCACAGGAAAUCUGGCGCGUCCUAACUUCUUCAAAGAUCCACGCGCACGAUAUAACGGUGACUUGGUCCAGUUGAAAGAAUUGCCAACUCAAAGUACGUUCGAGCUAAGAAACAAAGCUAUGGAUGUACUAGUCAUGAUUCAUGGACUGCGUCACGAAAAUCUAAACCCUUUGAUAGGAUACUUAAACGAACCGACUAGACGGUGCCUUGUAUAUGAAUACUGUUCGAGAGGAUCGUUGGAGGAUGUACUAGUACAUGACGAGAUCAAGCUCGACUGGUCCUUUAGAUUAUCAUUCCUCACAGACCUUGUACGGGGCAUGAGGUAUCUUCAUGGUUCACCGCUGCGAGUACACGGCUUCCUUAAUUCACGAAACUGUAUCAUUGAUGCUCGCUGGGUCCUCAAGGUAACCGAUUACGGACUGCCCGCUUUUUACGAAGCGCAAAAUAUUGUUCCUCCAAUAAAAACCGCCAGAGAACUUUUAUGGACGGCGCCCGAACUGCUGAGGCAACCAAACUUACGGAAAAAGGGCACGCAAGCAGGAGACGUUUAUAGCUUUGGCAUCAUCAUGCAGGAAGUGGUAGUACGCGGCGAACCAUUCUGCAUGCUUGCUUUGUCGCCAGAAGAUAUUAUUGAAAAGGUAAUGAAACCACCGCCGUUAAUUAGACCGUCUGUUAGCAAAGGUGCCGCGCCACCCGAAGCAAUAGACAUUAUGCGUCAAUGCUGGGCGGAAGCGCCGGACAUGAGGCCAGAUUUCGACGAUGUUCACGAUUUAUUUAAAAAACUCAAUCACGGAAGGAAAGUAAACAUCGUCGAUACGAUGUUUCAAAUGUUGGAGAAGUACUCGAAUAAUUUGGAAGAACUGAUACGCGAGCGCACAGAGCAAUUGGACAUGGAAAAGAAGAAAACGGAACAAUUAUUGAAUCGGAUGUUACCCAGUUCUGUCGCUGAUAAAUUGAAACUGGGCAUGCCCGUCGACCCUGAAGAGUUUCGUGAAGUGACGAUCUAUUUCUCGGACAUAGUCGGUUUCACGACCAUCUCCGCGCACUCGACUCCGUUUCAAGUAGUAGAUCUUUUGAACGAUUUGUACACUUGUUUCGACGCCACGAUCAACGCGUACACCGUUUAUAAGGUAGAAACGAUAGGAGACGCAUACAUGGUCGUAGGUGGUUGCCCAGUAAGAAUACCUGACCACGCGUCUCAAAUCGCGACUAUGGCUCUGGAUCUGUUACACCAGAGUGGAAAGUUUAAAUUGAAACAUUUGCCAAAAACUCAGUUGAGGCUUCGGAUUGGCCUGCACACCGGACCUUGUUGCGCCGGUGUCGUUGGUUUAACGAUGCCAAGGUACUGCUUAUUCGGUGAUACCGUUAAUACCGCGUCGAGAAUGGAGUCUACCGGUGCACCGUGGCGCAUACAUCUUAGCCAAGUAACGAAAGAUCGACUGACCGAGGUGGGUGGAUAUGAGAUCGAAUACCGCGGAUCGACGGAAGUUAAAGGCAAGGGGAAGAUGCCUACGUAUUGGUUACUAGGGAAGCAAGGUUUCGAUAAGAAGCUCCCGAUGCCACCAGCUAUCGGGGAGAGCCACGGGUUGAACGAGAGCCUGAUAUUGGAGAAUUUCACCAUCAGCAAAGAAGACGACGAUGUGCCUUCGACUGUGGAGGUACCCUGCGGAGAGACGAAGGAGCAGGACGAGAAAGGUCGCAAUGUUAAUGUCGAGAGUGCCAAAGAGAAACCGGAUACGUGUACGGUGGCAGUAUCCGUGCAUGAUGAACAAGUGGUCGAACCUACCUCCUCGAGACCGACGACAAAUGUUCUAGAAGUCUUAGCGACGAAGGAGAAGCCGAAUGAAAAGGAGAAUGAAGAUACAAGUUCAACUGGUGUGACGAAAGGUCCUUCCGCUGAUGCGCAAUCUUUAGCAACGUCCAGCAUAUUUGACGCAUCGAUGCUUGGCGCGUCUACCAGUUCGCUUACAUCGAUCUCAAGCUCGACCACGGGUCCCUACAGACCGGGCCCCUCGAGGCAUCGGAGGAUACCCGGUUACAUCGAUGAGAACGAUUUGAGCACGCCGUACAAUUUCUACAGAUGUCUUUCACCAAACGAACAUCACGGCAGAGGCAGUGGUUCACGUUUCUUGAGGAGGCAGUUCAGUUUGGAUCGUCCAGACGAAGUACCGUGCGUCAGUUUCAUCGAGCCCAGCAACUACCAACAGCCGCAGCCUCAAAGCUUGAAUCCGACGCAAAGACUUUUUAAACAAAACAGCGCGGGGGCGGCUAACGAUUUGGAACGCAUCGAAGAGGUCCCGACUACUCCGGCCCCUACGCUUCAACAUUAUAGACAGGCGGUGUCCGUUUCCCUUUCCGUGGAAUCUUUGACUCUUCGUUGAAAACAUUGACUCCGUGUUUAAUACCGGUCGACGAGCAAUUGUGAUUAAGAAGUUGGAAAAAUAAAAGUGAGACAAUCGUCAAGUAUCCGUGGACAUAGGGAUAAACGGAAGUAGAAGAUAUUCGUGGAUCCACGUGUGCAGGUACUUAAAAUCUUACUCUAUUUAUCUACUUGCUACUGUUUUUUUAUCUAUUUUGUGACGUCGUGAAACGAACCGAUGAUCGAACAUUGUUGAUCGCGGUGUACACGGUGUACAUAAGAAAAAUAUCGUCUUAAGAAUGGGGAAAAGUUUACACGAUUAUCGCGGAUGACAAUCUCUGUUACAUAAAAAGAUGUUCGUGAAUCUAUUAAUUAAAUACGUAUACUGUUCUCGUUUUCCAACUCUUUUUUAUCGAUACGUAAAUGUUCUCUACGAAAUAUGACAACUCGUACGUUUGUCUUUCGAUGUGUAUUCCUUAAUCUGUCGUCGUACAUAGGAAGGAACGUAAAAUGUCGAUUAUAUGUAUAUAUGUAUGUAUUGAAACAAAAAUCAAACGUUGACCUCGUGCAUGAAAUGCGCAACGUGUAUAUACUUACUCUUGAAACGAUCGUUGCAUCGCCUUGAGAUUGUUUCACCUUGUUAAGGUAUAUCAUAUCAUGAAAAGUUAAAAGAGAAGAAAUUAUUAAUUACAUUCGCGGAUGUUCGAAAAUCCUGUUCCAAAUGUAAACGCAAGUACAGUGAAGAAUUAAUGAGAACUGUUAAACGUGUACUUCUCGCGCUACAUGCAGCGUAACCGUUUUCAAAUCGUCGACAAUAAUUCGAAAAUUUACUACCAAUUAAACAUAGAAAUGUAGACACCGUUUUCUUUCCUAGCAUUCCCGUACAAUUACGGUAAAGAUCAAUUACGUGAAUUUUCACGAUUAUAAUAUUACAUCUCGACGUUUAAUGAUAAGAGGAUUAAUAAAUUGAAGUGUUUUAACUUCUGGACGAUUGGGAUCGCAUAGAUCAGGGAUGACGAAUUUCUCCGUCGGUAGCCACAGUUACCCCACCGUGUUAUCGAAAGCAGCCUUAUCCUCUCGAACAUAACGGACUACCUAACAUUCGUAUGUCUUGGGCUCCCGCCCUUAUCUUUCUGUCUCGAAUUGAUUGCUCGGAUCCCCGAUACAUUCGGCAGCCCGCGUACAAACACCCAUUCUCCUAGAUGAUAUUCGCGCCUGAUUAGCCGAAUACGUUUAUACGUUGUCGUGUCUGACGUACUGCUAUUCGACCAUUUCGACCGAGUAUCGAAGAAAUGGGCGAGAUAAGCUUCCCUUGCCGCUGUUCCGUAACAAAUAAAAUCUCCUAAGCUCUCAUACGUCACCAUAGAGAUAAGAAGUGAAGUUCCAAUCUCUGAGACACGAUGGUGGUACGGUGCCCCACUCUAUCAUUUAUGGUAAACAGGCAUUAUAGAAGGAGGAGCCAAGGCCGGAGAAAAGAAUAGGCAGUUCGUGAUCUUCGGCGCAGAUAGUAAUUCAAUAAUGGAACUGAUCGCACUGUGAACGAAAUUUUGCACGCUCAAUAUGUAGAUAUGAGAUAGAAAGAAUGAAUCGAAUAGUCAACAGAAGAGAAUGAAGAGUUUUGCGACCUAAUAUAAAGGCGAUCGUCUGGGAGUUAUGAUGCGAACUUUAAAUUAUUACUCGUCCGUACACGCGCGCGCGGAUGCACGCGUGCAAUUAAGGGGUAACUGUUUCGUGUGAUUACGCAAUAAUCUGUGUGUUAGAUGUAUGUUACUUUAGAUAUGUAUGUUUUAAAUUGUAUAAAUCUGUGUAAAUAAUUCAUAAUAAUACGUGUAUAGGUGAACGAUUUAUAAUGUGAGGAAAGAAUUAAUAGUUAAACGGAGCACGAACUCAAAUACAAGACGAUCUUCUGUAUUGCUAAGCUGUUUUCCUAAACGUCCAGUUUUUGGUCGGAAGUAAAGUUUUAUCGAUUAAAUAUAACAAUCCAAGUUCCUCUUUUUUUUCCUGUCAAUGAAACAACUCAAAGAAAGAAAGAUACGUUGCUAACUAUUCUUCUGGGCAAUAAGGCAGUAUAAACAUGUUUACUUGAAUUACUUGACAAGGUUGAAUGUAUUAUAAAAUAUCACUUUAUUCUAUUGUACAAUGUGUCUUGAGCGUAUGACAAAAUACAUAUACUAUACAUGCAUGUAUGUAUAUGAGAAUAAAAAGAUACGAUAUUUCAG